GCGAAGGAGAGGGGACAUGAGAUUUCGAUUUCAUUAGAGAGAGAGAGAGAGAGACAUACAACGUCCAAAGCAAAGCAAAAGAGGAGAAACAAACAAAAGCAAAAGAAAAUAAACUAGAGAGAGAGAGAGUUUUGUGGAAUCCAAUCAACCAAUACGCCGCUCCUCCUCUUCACUCUCCAAGCAAGCAGAGCACAAGAAAGAAAGCAGAGUGAGUGUACAAGCGCAAGAACGCGCUUUGCUCAUUAACACACCACACUCCCCGAGGAUGGAAGACAAGCGUCUUCUUCGUCUUCCUCGCUUGUUCUCUGCCUGCCCCUGCCUAGCUUAAUGUGGAACUAACUAGGAGUAUUAAUUAAUUCCUUCCACUAAUUACCAAGCGGCAAUCGGCGGCCACGGCCAGUGAGGUCACCGUCCGCUCCGACGACGACAAGCUGCCACUGCUCACUGCUCUCUCGAGUCUGGAAGCAGGCGUUGCUCGGCUUCUCUCACUAUGAAGGGCCACCAUUCCUUGCCGCCGUCGACGCCGCCCAAGCGCCGCUGCACUGCCCUGGCCGCCGCCGUCCCGGCGCUCGUCGUCUGCUCCAUCCUCCUGCCCCUCGUCUUCCUCCUCGGUCUCCACCGCCCCGCAGGGCAUGGAUCGGAGGAGCGCGCCGCGGUUGUCAUCAGCACUGAAUUAGGGUUUAGCAAGCACAAGCAUCUGGAUGGGAGAAUGAAGCACAAGCUACUCAAGGAUGUUUCUAGAAAGAAAAUUCCUGGAUCUGAUGGGAUUUUGGAUGAGAAAUCUGGUAGUAGAUCAAAGUCCAAGAGUGUUUCUACCAAAUCAAAAGAAAAGCUCAAGGGUGUUUUCUCUUUAGUUCAGCUAAAAAAUGAGACCAGAAAAAACAAAGUAUCCAAUGUUAUUUCAGAACUUCAUACACAAAGAAGAUACCAGUUAAAGGACUUAUCCUGGAGAUCAAAGGAUACUACUAUUGAUAAGAAAGAGAACCAAGACCAAGAAGUCGAGCAUGAGAACCCCAGAUCCUGUGAACUUGAAUAUGGUAGCUACUGCCUCUGGUCUGUUGAGUAUAAGGAAGUGAUGAAAGAUUUUAUUGUGAAGAGGCUUAAGGAUCAACUUUUCAUGGCAAGAGCUCACUAUCCUAGUAUUGCAAAGCUGAAGAACCAGGAAACAUUUACACGUGAACUGAAACAAAACAUCCAAGAGCAUGAACGCAUGCUCAGUGACACCAUUGCAGAUGCUGAUCUUCCACCAUUUUUUGCAAAGAAGCUAGAGAAAAUGGAGCGCACAAUUGAAAGAGCCAAGUCUUGUGAAGUCGGCUGCACAAGUGUUGAACGGAAACUUAGGCAGCUACUUGAUAUAACUGAAGAUGAAGCUUAUUUCCAUACAAGGCAGAGUGCAUUUCUCUAUCAUCUUGGGGUACAAACUAUGCCAAAAACUCACCAUUGCUUGAACAUGAGAUUGACAGUAGAAUAUUUCAAAUCAACGUCUAUUCAUACGGUCCAGUCAAACAAGCAGAAACUUGAAGACCCCACCUUCCAUCACUAUGUGAUAUUCUCCAAGAAUGUGCUUGCAGUUUCGACUACAAUUAAUUCAACGGUUAUGAACUCCAAGGAUUCUGGUAGCAUUGUUUUCCAUUUGUUCACCGAUUCACAAAAUUUUUAUGCGAUGAAGCAUUGGUUUGACAGAAAUAUGUAUUUGGAAGCAACUGUACAUGUAACUGACAUUGAGGAUCACCAGAAGCUCUCUAAGGAUGUUGAUUUUCAUGAUAUGAAACUGUUACGACCUGCUGAGGAAUUCCGUGUCACGUUCCGUAAUCAUUAUCAAUCUUUCCAGAAGCAAAUGAAAACUGAGUACAUUUCUACUUUUGGCCAUUCACAUUUCCUCCUGCCUGACCUUCUUCCUAGCUUGAAUAGAGUUGUAGUUCUAGAUGAUGAUUUGAUUGUCCAGAAAGACUUGUCAUCUCUGUGGAACCUCAAUAUGGGAGGUAAAGUGGUGGGAGCUAUUCAGUUCUGUGAAGUUAAAUUAGGACAAUUGAAGGCUUACACCGAGGAACGUAAUUUUGGCACCAAUUCAUGUGUGUGGUUAUCUGGUCUGAAUGUUGUUGAACUGAAAAAAUGGAGGGAUCUCCACAUUACCAGUCGGUAUGAUCAAUUGCUUCAAAAGUUGCAAAAGGACAGUGUGACAUCAUUUCCACUUAAAGUACUUCCCAUAAGCUUACUUGUCUUUCAAGAUUUGAUAUAUCCUUUGGAAGAUUCAUGGGUCCAAUCAGGUCUUGGACAUGAUUAUGGAGUUAGUCAAACCGAUAUAAAAAGGUCUGUUACUCUACACUACAAUGGUGUCAUGAAACCUUGGCUUGAUUUGGGCAUACAUGAUUACAAGGGCUACUGGAGGAAAUAUAUGACCAACGGGGAAAGGUUUAUGACAGAAUGCAAUAUACAUUAAUAACAGACUAACAGUGACAUGAGAUUCACUACAUUCUACAUUUCUGGGAUUUUGGAGCAACAGAACUUUCGGGAACAAAGAGGGUUAGAGUGAGAUGAAAUCUGAUGCAGCAUUAUAAUGAAUUGAGUAUAGUAAGGGUGGCAUGGUGGCACUACAUUAAUUCCAAAAUGGAGAUAGGAUGAAAUGUUUUUGUGCCAGAUUUUAAGCAAUACUUCAUAGUAGCUAAAGAUGGUAGCAGGCCACCAGCAUGAUACCUUUGAAGUAGAUCCCUGGUUAACAAUGGUGUAUGUUGAUUCCUUCACCUGUUACACGAUUUGGAUGGAUCUUCUUCACAUUUACCACUUUGGGAUUGCAAAAGAGCAGUUCCCUGGUGGUUAUUUUUUCGUAUAAAUUCUUUCAUGUGUAUCUUUGCUCGUUGUAUAAGAGCUAUACUGUAUAACUUGAGUGUUCACUAGCAUGGCAUGUACAGAUGUAGAAUGCCUCAACCCGCAAGUAUUGGGUGAUUCUUUCUUUCUUCUUCAAGGCCUAUGUACCAUGUCACACCAAUGUCUAAGUUUUGAGAUCUUUGCAUUUUGUACAUCGGAAGGAUUCUUGUAUCAUCAGUUUGAUAAAAGAUAGUACAUAGAGCUAAAACAGCUUCAACGUCCAA
Oryza sativa Japonica Group (Japanese rice) is the source of this 3089-nucleotide messenger RNA. Lineage: Eukaryota; Viridiplantae; Streptophyta; Magnoliopsida; Poales; Poaceae. The record is from RefSeq and is a predicted model, not a curated record.